AUGGCAACAACAACAACAACAUCGACGGAUUCAGCGUCCCAAACUCCGCAAACCCGUUACAACCUCCGCAACCCACUCCCCUUAACCGCCACGCAAGAAGCAGAAGUCAAACAGCUCUACUAUAAACGCGUGCGAGGUCUAUGUGCUCCAGAGAUUAAGGCCUUCGCCGACUGCGCCGUAAACCGCACUGUCACAGCGACGUGGGUAUGUCGGGAUCAACGACUCGCCAUGAACUCGUGCAUGAUUGCCCAUGCGAAGCCGGAGGAAGAAGACCGGGCUCGGGAGGAGUGGUUCGCGACAUUUGAGCAGCGGAGACGGGAAAAGGAGGAGGAGCUUGCGAAGGUUGAGAAGAGGAGACGGGAGGUCAUUGAUAUGAUGAGGAACGAGAAGACUGCUGGGAGGUGA
This is a messenger RNA of Monascus purpureus, 405 nucleotides long. The record is from the annotation of a GenBank genome assembly. Lineage: Eukaryota; Fungi; Ascomycota; Eurotiomycetes; Eurotiales; Aspergillaceae.